CAACCCUCCAUUAUCUGAGUUUCUGUGAAUUUCGAAUGGAGUUACUCGUCACAUCUCAAAAAAAAAAAAGAAAAAAACAUUAUCUCAUCGUUCUCUGUCCUUCCCUCCUGUAUUUUCUUUUAAAAAUUCAUUUAUUUCUUCGGAAGAGUAGAAAAUACAACAAAAAUGGUUCCUCGAUGGAACAUCCGUCUAAUUUAAUCUCGCCAACAUUUGAGGAAUUAGGUGGUGUUGGUUUCUUCGUCUUGGACUUCGUUUCACGGCAGUCAGUAAUCAUGCGAUCCCAUUCAUCAAUAUCUCAAAAUCUUCGUUAUUAUUCAUCUCGUUUGGGGCUUUCGAGAUCCCGCAACGUUGCAACUCCUUCCACAGCCUUUCGCGAUUCACGCUCUUCGCUACGUCGUCUGAAGUUAAAUGUAACAAGUGUUCAAAAGCGUGGGUGUCAAUCAAUAAAGGGCAAUGGUAGAGUUAUGGCCUUUGACGAGGAUUCAUUCGGUUUUUCAUCACUUGAUGAUUGGGGUGAUGAGGGGACUUCUGGUUACAUGGGUUCAUCCGGCGAUGAGAGUGAUGGGGAAAUUAUUUUGAAUCCAGUUACGGAUGUAGAUCUGCCUGCUAUUUCUGUAUCAUCUCAAGAUGCUUUUACAGUAACUACUCACAGGCUUGCAAUGCUUGGGAGAAGACGCAAAAAACACAGGAUCAAGCUUGGGGUUUUAAACAAUCUGGGGUUGAUAAUCUUUUCAAUGGGGCUUCUUUUAUUUGUGGAUUGGUGUGCAUGGAAGAUUAUCAGACUGCCACUAGCAUCAUUCUACUUGACCCGUCCCUUUUUUAUUUCAGCAAUUCUAGUCUCCUUUGUCGGCUACAUAUGUGUCCCAUUACUCUAUGCUCUGAAUAUUUAUCAAGUUAUCAGGAAGGAUGGACUUGCAAGGCACUCCAAGAAAGGAAGAACCCCCACAAUGGGUGGGUUAUUUUUCAUACCGAUUGGUAUAGGCGUUGCAAGAUUCGUAGCUGGUUUUUCUUCCACUGAAGUUUCAGGAGCAGCAGCAAUAACUCUUGUGUUUUUUGCAAUUGGGCUACUAGAUGACAUACUUAGUCUUAUCAAAAGUAAUAGUAAUCGUUUUUCUGUGUGGAUUAAGAUUAUACUGGAGGUAGCUGUUGGUUCCUGGUUUUCGUUUUGGUUGGCCACCACAACUAUAGCAUCACCAUACAACAUAAAAAUGGUGGUUCCUCUACCUGCUCCAUUGGGCCUUGUGUGUCUGGGGAAGUUUUAUCCGCUGUUGACUUCAUUAUGUUUUGUUUCCAUGACAAAUGGAGUUAACUUGACAGAUCGUCUUGAUGGACUGGCUGCUGGAACUGCUGCACUAGCUUUUAUUGGAAUGUCAAUCGCUGUGCUACCAAUAUGUCCUGACCUGGGUACAUUUGGAGCAUCAAUGGCAGGAGCCUGUGUAGGCUUUCUGUUGCACAACCGGUACAAGGCAUCCGUGUUUAUGGGUGAUACUGGAUCCUUGGCACUUGGGGGAGCAUUAGCUGCAAUGGCUGCUUAUACAGGGAUGUUCUUUCCAUUAUUUAUAUCUUCUGGAAUCUUUGUAUUGGAAGCAUCGUCAGUUAUCCUACAGGUUUUUUACUUCAAGGCAACCAAAUUCAUGAGGGGUACUGGUUGCCGCUUGUUCCGAAUGGCACCCUUUCACCAUCACCUUGAAUUAUGUGGAUUCAAAGAGCCAACCAUUGUUGCUUUUGCAUAUGUUUUAUCAUGUGUAUUGGCCUUAUUUGCUGGAUAUGUUGGUCUUUUGUCAGCAUAGGUUUCAGCAUGAAGUUUUGAUCCUCUUCUAUCACUCUCUUUUUUUUUUUGGAGACAAUGAGGAAGAAAGUAGUUGAACCAGUGACAGAGUGAAUCUACAAAGAUGACUUCCUUCAUAUGAAUCCAAAGAUUCAUUGACUCUUGAUAGAUAUGGCACUUGUGGACACAGCUGAUUUAUGAGUCCAAAGAUGCAAAAUAGUGGAGGUGGCUGCAAUGUCUCUCUUCAUCUUGGAGCCGGAUUAAUGUCUCUUCUAGCCAAAUGGUUGCUUAGUAUUGUUCAUUAUUCUUGUAGUUAACAUCGAACUAAGCAGCCAUUUUUCUACUGUAAAUUAUCUAUAAAAUUUUCUUCAAGCACAUAAGUAAGAGACAUUAAACCGGCAACAAGAAGAAGAGAUACAUUUGCAGCAACCCGAAGUCUCCCGCUAUUUUCCAUCCUUGAACUGAUAAAAUCAGCUGCGUCCACAAGUGCCAUACAUAUGCAGAGUUGAGAAUUCCUCCAACAAUGAGCGCGGGCUAGUCUCAUUGUAUACAGCACAGAUGCCAAUUGCGACACCAACUGGGAUUGUAAGGCAGAAAACAUUUCCCUAAUCGCAACAGCUCUAGACUUGAAUUGUGCCUAUUGAAGCAUAUAAGUAAAUCAAUUCUCAGUUUAUGUUUA
Messenger RNA from Tripterygium wilfordii, 2447 nucleotides. Its product is annotated as phospho-N-acetylmuramoyl-pentapeptide-transferase homolog. The record is from RefSeq and is a predicted model, not a curated record. NCBI's taxonomy places the organism in Eukaryota, Viridiplantae, Streptophyta, Magnoliopsida, Celastrales, Celastraceae. Gene Ontology annotation, biological process: cell wall macromolecule biosynthetic process; cell wall organization. Gene Ontology annotation, molecular function: phospho-N-acetylmuramoyl-pentapeptide-transferase activity. The transcript is spliced from 8 exons. Gene Ontology annotation, cellular component: membrane. Bases 36 to 1790 code for a protein of 584 amino acids.